AUGUCCUCUACCACAACCCUCAAACUCCAGGCUAUUCCAGUUGAUAAAGAAAUCGAAAAUCUUAUCAGAACCUCCAAAGAGAUUGCUAUUGGUCUCAAUGCAAAUGACACUCGUCACUUUGGGCCUGAUCCUGACGGAUUGAAGAUUCUUCCUGAGUCCACUAGAAAACGUCUUGUUGAUGCUGGCAUUGACAUUUCUGAAGGUUACCCUUCGAGACCAGACAAGUCUCUUAUUCCAGUCUACGUCGACGAGGCUGCUGCCAUCCGUGACGACGACUACGAGUACAUCGAGCGUGCCAAGAGAGCUGACCCUGAGAAGAAAGCUCUUCUUGGUGCUGCCAAGCAGGUUAUUCACUUGACUAACCACAUUGGUACCGAGAUAGUUGGUUUGCAACUUGAGGACCUGACUGACCAGCAGAAAGACGAGCUGGCUCUGUUGGUUGCUGAGAGAGUUGUCGUCUUCUUCAGAGACCAAAAGCUUUCUCCUCAAAAGCAAUUGGAGCUUGGUGAGUACUGGGGACGUGUCGAAAAGCACCCUCAAGCUUCCCAGGUGAACGGCUUGCCAGGUGUUUCUGUUAUCUGGCAAGACUACUUUCAAAAGUCCCUGGGUGUUGGUCUGACUUUCAAGAACAACAACCUGGGUAACUUUGAUGCUACCAAGAAUGCCGUGAGAGGUACUCAGGUCUGGCACACUGACUUGGUGCAUGAGAAGCGUCCCGCUGGACUGACUCACUUGCAUUUGGAUGCCAUCCCUGAGUUCGGUGGUGACACCCUGUGGGCAUCUGGUUAUGCUGCUUACGACAAGCUAUCUGAGGAGUUCAAGAAAUUCCUUGACGGCAAGCAAGCUGUCUACGUUUCUGCCCACGGAUACUUAGACAGAAAGAACCCAUUUGCUGGUCCAAAGAAAAUCGAGAGAGUCCACCCUAUCAUCAGAACUCACCCAGCUACCGGCUGGAAGUCCUUGUUCGUGAACAGAGGCAUGACCAAGAGAAUUGUCGGUCUCUCUUCUGUUGAGUCUGACUUGAUCCUUAAUUACCUGUUUGAGGUCUUUGAGAAGAACGCUGACAUCCAGGUCAGAUUCAAGUGGACUCCUUCCAAGCCAGGUUACGGUACCUCUGCCAUCUGGGACAACAGAGUGUCUCAGCACAGAUCUACUUGGGACCACGAGGGCAAGGAGUCCCGUCAUGGCACCAGAGUCACCUCGUUGGCUGAGUUGCCAUACUUUGACCCAGAGUCAAAGUCCCAAAGAGAGGCUCUCGGAUUGCCUUUGGACGAAAAGGAUUUCUUCUAA
Molecule: messenger RNA, 1290 nt
Organism: Ogataea angusta
Lineage: Eukaryota; Fungi; Ascomycota; Pichiomycetes; Pichiales; Pichiaceae
Exons: 1
Coding region: 1-1290 (429 amino acids)
Cellular component (GO): cytoplasm
Molecular function (GO): 2-oxoglutarate-dependent dioxygenase activity
Source: RefSeq, a predicted model, not a curated record